This is a messenger RNA of Hemibagrus wyckioides, 13443 nucleotides long. RefSeq names its product CUB and Sushi multiple domains 1a (gene csmd1a). The record is from RefSeq and is a predicted model, not a curated record. NCBI's taxonomy places the organism in Eukaryota, Metazoa, Chordata, Actinopteri, Siluriformes, Bagridae. The transcript is spliced from 71 exons. The coding region runs from base 160 to 10971 and encodes 3603 amino acids.
UCUCUCUCUGCGUCUCUCUCCAGCUCAUUCCGUGUGUUCCGUUCGGACUGAGUGAUCCUCGCUAUGCUCGCGUCCUUCUCUCUGCGCACCGCACCGGCGCUUUUCUCCCGAUGCUGAUAUGAGCGCUAAAGCGGCGCCUCGUCUUCCCGCCCGAGCUGGAUGUCUAUGCGCGGCUUUAAUCGGCGUCAAGAACUCGGCAUUAAGGCGGAAUUAACGGCGGACGCCACCGCCAUGGGCAAAUUCGAGCGCGUCUGGCUCAUUUUUGCAGGUCUCAUCACCGCCGCCAGCGGUCAGUCGUGUGGCGGUUUGGUGCAAGGCCUGAAUGGAACCAUAGAGAGCCCUGGUUUCCCUCACGGUUACCCCAACUAUGCCAACUGCACGUGGAUCAUAUUGACGGGAGAAAGGAACCGAAUACAGCUCUCCUUCCACACCUUCGCUCUGGAGGAGGACUUUGACAUCGUGUCCAUUUACGAUGGACAGCCACAGCCAGGGAACUUAAAGAUGAGGUUGUCUGGCUUCAUGCUGCCAUCGCCGAUUGUAAGUUCGGGGUCUAUAUUGGCACUGUGGUUCACUACAGAUUUUGCUGUGAGUGCUCAAGGAUUUAAAGCAAUAUAUGAAGUGCUGCCAAGUCACACGUGUGGAAAUCCAGGAUUGAUACCAAGAGGAAUCAUUCACGGGACGAGGUACAAUAUCGGGGACAAAAUCCGUUACACCUGCGUGAUGGGAUACGUCCUGGAAGGCCAUGCUGUGCUCACGUGUAUCGUGAGCCCUGGGAGUGGUGCAUCAUGGGAUUUCCCAGCACCAUUCUGUAGAGCUGAAGGAGCAUGUGGCGGCACGUUAAGAGGGACAACAGGAACAAUAUCCAGUCCUCACUUCCCCUCAGAGUAUGAGAACAGUGCAGACUGCACAUGGAGUAUUUUGGCUGAGCCAGGAGACACCAUUGCAUUGGUGUUCACAGACUUCCAGCUGGAGGACAGAUAUGACUUUCUGGAGAUCAGCGGCACAGAAGCGCCAUCAAUAUGGCUCACUGGCAUGAAUCUGCCAUCACCCGUCAUAAGCAGCAAGAACUGGCUGCGGCUGCACUUCACAUCUGACAGCAACCAUCGGCGGAAAGGAUUUAGUGCCCAGUACCAAGUGAAGAAGGCCAUCGAGCUGAAGUCCCGAGGUGUGAAAAUGCUUCCAAAUAAGGACACUAGCCACAAAAAUGCAGUCUUGAGCCAAGGAGGAUUGACUGCAGACAUCUGUCCGGAUCCAGGGAUUCCAGAGAAUGGGAAACGAAUUGGCUCCAGCUUCCAUGUUGGAGCCAGCAUCCAGUUCUCUUGUGAUGACAGCUAUGUGCUGCAGGGAUCAAAGAGCAUCACUUGCCAGAGAGUGACGGAGACCCUGGCCGCCUGGAGUGACCACAGGCCGAUCUGUCGAACAAGAACAUGUGGAUCGAACCUGCGAGGUCCCAAAGGUGUAAUCACCUCUCCGAACUACCCUGUCCAGUACGAGAACAACGCCCACUGUGUGUGGGUCAUCACAGCCUUGGAUCCUGAGAAGGUCAUUAAAUUGGCGUUUGAGGAGUUUGACCUUGAAAGAGCUUAUGAUACAUUAACAGUGGGUGACGGAGGAAAGAUCGGUGAUGCCAGAAGAGUGCUCUAUGUUUUGACAGGCUCCAGUGUGCCUGAUUUGAUUGUGAGUAUGAGCAACCAGAUGUGGCUCCAUCUCCAGUCUGAUGACACCAUCGGCUCUCAGGGCUUCAAGGCCAUUUAUGAAGAGAUUGACAAAGGAGGAUGUGGAGACCCAGGAGUCCCAGCCUAUGGCAAGCGUAAGGGGGAGAGUUUUUUGCACGGCGACGUGCUGACCUUUGAGUGUCAGGCUGCCUUCGAGCUGGUCGGAGAGAGGACUAUAUCUUGCCAGCAAAACAACCAGUGGUCUGGAAACAAACCCAGCUGCGUCUUCUCUUGCUUCUUCAAUUUCACUGCACCAUCAGGCAUCAUCCUCUCCCCCAACUACCCUGAAGAGUACGGCAACAACAUGAACUGUGUGUGGCUUAUCAUAGCCGAGGUGGGCAGUCGGAUCCAUCUCAUUUUCAGCGACUUCGAUGUGGAGCCUCAGUUUGACUAUCUCAUUGUGAAGGAUGACGGGAUGCCCGAGCCCACCACAUUUGGCACCUUCUCUGGAAAGGACGUGCCCUCACAGAUUGCCAGUAAUGGGAACAUUAUGCGCCUGGAGUUUCAGUCAGACCACUCCAACACGGGGAAGGGCUUCAACAUCACCUACACGACCUUCGGCCAGAAUGAAUGUCAUGACCCAGGCAUCCCCAUUAACGGCCAGCGCUUCGGUGAGCACUUCUUACUUGGAAGCUCGGUCCUCUUUACGUGCGACGAGGGCUUCAUCAAAACGCACGGCUCGGAAUCCAUCACUUGUGUCAUCCAGGAUGGCAACGUCGUAUGGAACGCGGCUGUGCCCCGUUGUGAAGCUCCCUGUGGUGGGCAUUUAACUGCUCCGGGAGGAGUUUUGCUGUCCCCCGGCUGGCCUGGCUACUACAAAGACUCUCUCAGCUGUGAAUGGGUGAUUGAAGCCAGGAAGGAUCAUGCUAUUAAGAUUUCUUUUGACAGGUUUCAGACAGAGGUUAAUUAUGAUACGCUGGAAGUUCGAGAUGGGCCUUCCAAUUCCUCCCCUCUGAUUGGCGAGUACCACGGCACUCAGGCGCCCCACUUUCUUAUCAGCACUGGAAGUUCCAUGUACCUCCUGUUCACCACCGACAACAGCCGCUCCAGCGAGGGCUUCCAGAUCCGCUAUGAGAGUAUCAUGAUGGAGAGUGACUCAUGCUUGGAUCCUGGGAUUCCUGUAAAUGGCAAGAGGCAUGGUGAUAACUUUGCCAUUGGCUCCCAGGUGACUUUUAGCUGUGAUAAGGGCUACACUUUGAGUGAUGAUGAGCCCAUUGUCUGCGAAAGGAACCAUCAGUGGAACCAUGCUCUGCCUAGCUGUGAUGCUUUGUGUGGUGGGUAUGUCCAUGGGAAAACUGGAACUAUUCUCUCUCCCGGGUUUCCGGAUUUCUACCCAAACUCUCUGAACUGCACGUGGACCAUAGAAGUCUCUCAUGGCAAAGGGGUACAGCUGGUUUUUCACACAUUCCACCUGGAGGACUCGCACGAUUACUUGCUCAUCAUGGAGGACGGUAGUCUCAACGAACCUGUGGCUCGGCUCACAGGCUCCGUCCUGCCUCCCUCUAUCAAAGCGGGCCUGUUCGGAAACUUCAGUGCCCAGAUCCGCUUCAUCUCUGACUUCUCCAUGUCUUACGAGGGUUUUAACAUCACUUUUUCAGAGUAUGAUCUUGAGCCAUGUGACGAUCCCGGUGUGCCAGCCUACAGCAGGAGGGUGGGUUUCCAGUUUGGUGUAGGUGACUCAUUGGUGUUCACCUGCUUCUCGGGCUACCGGCUGGAAGGAGAGAGCAAACUCACGUGUCUGGGAGGAGGCAGGCGUGUCUGGAGUGCAGCCCUGCCCAGGUGUGUGGCCGAGUGCGGCGCCGCCUCAGUAGGCAGUGAAGGAGUUCUCCUGUCCCCUAACUAUCCAGCUAACUAUGACAACAACCACGAGUGUAUUUAUCGCAUUCAGACUGAUAACGGCAAGGGGAUCCAGCUCAUGGCCAGCGACUUCCAGCUACGUGAUGGUGACUUCCUCCAGAUUUAUGACGGUCAAGACAGUUCAUCGAGACUGCUGGGCAACUUUACACGAAGUGAAAUGGCCAACAUCAUAAACAGUACCUCCAACCAUCUGUGGAUCGAGUUCAAUAGUAACGGGACGGGAACCAGCAAAGGCUUCAAACUGAUAUACACUAGCUUUGACCUUGUGAAAUGUGAAGAGCCAGGCACUCCUAACUACGGCUACAAAAUUCAGGACGACGGCCAUUUUGCCAACACGUUCGUUCUAUACAGCUGUAAUCCUGGUUACACACUGCAUGGCAGCAGCACACUGACCUGCCUGAGUGGAGACAGACGUGUUUGGGACAAACCACUGCCAUCAUGCAUGGCGGAGUGUGGAGGACACAUCAGCGGUGCCACAUCUGGCCGCAUUCUGUCUCCUGGUUACCCUGCGCCGUAUGACAACAACCUUCAUUGCACCUGGUCUAUUGAGGCUGAUACAGGGAAAACCAUCAGCCUUCACUUCAUCGUCUUCGACACCGAAGUGGACCACGACAUCCUGAAAGUGUGGGACGGCCCAGCCGAGAAUGGCAUCCUGCUGAAAGAGUGGAGCGGCUCUCUCUUACCCGAGGACACGCACAGCACCUUCAACAUCCUCACGCUCCAGUUUGACAGUGACUACUUUAUCAGCAAAUCUGGCUUCUCCAUCCAGUUCUCCACUACAACAGCCACCACCUGCAACGACCCAGGCAUCCCCCAAAAUGGCACUCGCUACGGGGACAGCAGAGAGCCAGGAGAUACAAUUUCCUUUCAGUGUGAUCCAGGCUAUCAGGUUCAGGGAGUGUCUGAGAUUACCUGCGUUCAGCUCAACAACCGCUUCUUCUGGCAGCCCGACCCCCCGACAUGCAUAGCUACCUGUGGAGGCAAUGUGACAGGACCUGCUGGAGUAAUUCUAUCACCAAACUACCCCCAGCCCUACCCACCAGGAAAGGAGUGUGACUGGCGAAUAAAAGUCAACCCAGACUUUGUCAUUGCGCUAAUUUUCAAAAGCUUCAACAUGGAGCCCAGCUAUGACUUUCUGCAUAUCUACGAGGGUGAAGACUCUAACGGUCGCCUGAUUAACAGUCUUCAGGGAAGUCAGGCUCCCGAGCGCAUCGAGAGCAGUGGGAACAGCCUCUUCCUGGCAUUCCGCAGUGACGCCUCGCUCGGAAUGUCCGGCUUUGCCAUUGAGUACAAAGAAAAGCCAAGGGAAGCCUGCUUUGACCCUGGAAACAUUAUGAAUGGAUCACGGCUUGGGAUGGAUUACAAACUUGGCUCUGUAGUCACGUACGAAUGCGAUUCUGGCUACACAACCAUGGGUCCUGCUACUCUUACCUGCAUCAUUGGCAGCGAUGGGAAACCCAUAUGGGACAAGCCUCUCCCUACAUGCAAAGCUCCAUGCGGUGGACAGUACACAGGAUCAGAGGGAGUCGUGCUAUCUCCAAACUAUCCACACAAUUACACUACAGGCCAGACAUGCACCUACUUCAUCACUGUCUCUGGAGAGUUUGUGGUCUUCGGGCAGUUUGCCUAUUUCCAGACAGCUAUGAAUGACUCAGUCGAACUGUUUGAUGGGCCAAAUCACAAUGCCAGGCUUCUGAGCUCCCUAGCUGGCUCUCAUUCUGGCGAGACCUUGCCUUUGGCUACUUCAAACCAGAUCAUGCUGAGGUUCACUGCCAAGAGCGGCCCUUCUGCCAGGGGAUUCCACUUUGUUUACCAAGCUGUUCCACGCACCAGUGACACGCAAUGCAGUUCCAUCCCCGAGCCCAGAUACGGCAGGCGGAUCGGUUCGGAAUUCUCAGCCGGCUCCAUUGUUCGAUUCGAGUGCAGCCCAGGAUACCUGCUACAGGGAUCCAAAGCCAUUAAGUGCUACUCGGUCCCCAAUGCACUGGCACAAUGGAACGACACCAUCCCCAGUUGCAUAGUUCCAUGCAGUGGGAAUAUGACAGAGAGGCGAGGCACAAUCCUCUCCCCUGGCUUCCCAGAGCCCUAUGGGAACAGCCUGAACUGUGUGUGGAGAAUCAGCGUCACCGAAGGAGCCGGGAUUCAGAUCCAAGUCAUAAGCUUUGCAACAGAGCAUAACUGGGAUUCCUUAGAGAUCUAUGAUGGCGGUGAUAUGACUGCGCCAAAGCUUGGCAGUUUUUCAGGUACAACAGCACCAGCCUUGUUAAACAGCACGUCUAACCAGCUCUACUUACACUUUCAUACUGAUAUCAGCGUCGUCGCUGCUGGAUUUCACCUGGAGUACAAAACUGUAGGCCUGACCGCAUGUCCGGAGCCAGUUGUGCCGGCCAGUGGCAUUAAGAGUGGGGAUCGGUACAUGGUGAACGAGGUGGUGUCGUUCAGCUGCGAGCCAGGAUACGUUCUGCAAGGUCAUUCCCAUAUCACAUGUAUGCCAGGCACUGUACGACGCUGGAACUACCCACCUCCGCUGUGUAUCGCCAAGUGUGGUGGGACUCUUAACAAUAUGAGUAAUGUGAUUCUGAGCCCUGGCUUCCCUGGAAACUACCCCGGCAACUUGGACUGUACAUGGAGCAUCCUCCUGCCCAUCGGAUAUGGAGCACACAUCCAGUUUCUGAACUUCACUAGCGAAGAUAACCAUGACUUCCUGGAGGUGCGUAAUGGGCCUCAGCACAGCAGCGAACUGAUUGGCCAGUACAGCGGCAGUGAACUUCCUGCUCCCCUCCUGAGCACAACGCAUGAGACAGACAUCCGCUUCUUCAGCGACCACUCGCAAAAUCGCCAGGGCUUCAGGCUCACGUACCAAGCUUAUCAAUUACAAAAUUGUCAAGAUCCAUAUCCAUUCCAUAAUGGAUACAUAAUCCACAGUGACUUCAGUGCAGGGCAGUCCAUAACGUUUGAGUGCUAUCCGGGGUAUGUUCUGGUUGGUUAUCCAGUGUUAACAUGCCAGCAUGGAACCAACCGCAAAUGGAACCAUCCGUUUCCACGUUGUGAAGCACCCUGUGGCUACAACGUGACUGCUCUGAACGGUACGAUUUUUUCACCCGGAUACCCCAACGAGUAUCCGGAUUCACAGGACUGCCUGUGGCUCAUCACAGUGCCACAUGGCCAUGGAGUGUACAUCAACUUUACACUGCUCCAGACUGAGCCUGUAAAUGACUACAUUGCAGUGUGGGACGGACCAGAGCAAAGCAACCCACAGCUUGGAAUCUUCAGCGGCAAUACAGCCCUGGAGUCAGCAUACAGUUCUUUCAAUCAGGUUCUUAUCAAGUUUCACAGUGACUUCUCCACGAGCGGAUUCUUUGUCCUCAAUUUCCACGCUUAUCCUCUGAAGAAAUGCUCCCCUCCCCCUGCCGUGGAUGAGGCAGAAAUAUUGUAUGAAGAUGGAGACUAUGAAAUAGGUGACAUUGUAAGAUAUCGCUGUUUUCCUGGGUUCACCUUGGUCGGCAACGAUGAGCUCACCUGCAAGCUUAACUCCCACCUACAGUUUGAAGGCCCUCCUCCAGUGUGUGAAGCUCAAUGUCCUGCAAAUGAGGAGCUGUCCAAGUCCUCUGGAGUAAUCCUGAGUCCAGGUUUCCCAAAAAAUUACCCCAACUCACAGACCUGCUCCUGGAUCAUCAAAGUGUUGCCCUCCUACACCAUUUCCAUUUAUGUGGAGUUGUUUCAGAGUGAAAAGCAGUUUGAUGAGCUGGAAAUCUUUGAUGGGCCAUCUGGACAAAGCCCGUUGUUGGUGGCGCUUAGCGGAAACCACUCUACGCAAUUGAACUUCACAAGCAAAACGAACCAGCUUUACCUAAGAUGGUCAACUGAUCAUGCCACCAACAAGAGGGGCUUCAAAAUACGCUACACGGCGGCAUAUUGCAGCAUGAGUGCACCACCCAAGAACGGCGGGAUCACCAACAGGACAAAAGAGCGGCCAGGCAGCCGAAUUCAGUACUACUGUAAUGCAGGCUAUAGGCUUGUUGGUCAGCACAAUGCCACAUGCCAACUCCAUCCGAAUGGACUCUAUCAAUGGGAUGCUCCAGCACCACUUUGUCAAGCAAUAUCAUGUGGUGUCCCAGAAAGCCCGAGCAACGGCUCCUUCCAUGGGCUACAGUACACUGUGGGCAGCUCUGUGAGGUAUGAAUGUGACGAGGGCUUUUGGACUGAGAAUACCACCCUGCUUUCUGCUGUUUGCCUAGAGGAUGGCACCUGGAGCAAUGCGGCUCGUCCACCUCGCUGCUUACCGAUUCAGUGUCCCAACAUCGAGAGUAUGCUUUCAGAAAACAUGGUAUGGCGCCUAAUCUCGGGCACGCUGAAUGAACUCGGCUCUCAGAUAAUGUUGAGCUGCGUUCCUGGCUACUACCUGGAGGGCCAAAGAACUAUCAAGUGCUUACCAAAUGCAACCUGGGAAGGACUGGAGGGGAAGUCAACUUGCAAAAUUAUCUCCUGUGGGGAGUUGCCUUCUCCUCCUAAUGGUAAGAAGAUGGGUACACUGACGACCUUUGGUGCCACAGCCAUCUUCAUGUGCAAUACAGGCUACACGCUAGUCGGCUCCCACAUGCGCGAGUGUCAGGCCAAUGGCCUCUGGAGUGGAGUGGAGAUUAAAUGUCUGGCUGGUCACUGUGAUUCGCCUGACCCCAUCACUAAUGGCCACAUCAGCGGCGAUGGCUCCAGCUACAGAGACACAGUAGUAUAUCAGUGCAACCUGGGAUUUCGCCUCAUUGGGACCUCAGUGCGUAUUUGCCAGCAGGACCACAGGUGGUCAGGUCGAGCACCUGUCUGUGUUCCCAUUACCUGUGGCCAUCCUGGAAACCCAGCUAAUGGGCGGACGAAUGGGAGCGAGUUUAACCUCAAUGACAUGGUAAACUUUACAUGUAACACUGGCUACGUGUUGCACGGAACCGCUCGGGCCCAGUGUCGUAUGAAUGGCCUGUGGAGCAACCCACUGCCCCUCUGCAAAGUGGUAAACUGCUCUGAUCCAGGCUUUGUGGAGAAUGCUGUUCGUCAUUCUUCACAUCGCUAUCCUGAGAGCUUCAGCUACCAACACACAGUGAUGUAUCACUGUAAGAAGGGCUUUUAUCUGCUUGGCUCAUCUGUGCUCACCUGCCAGUCAAACGGCCUGUGGGACAGAUCGCUUCCUAAGUGCCUUUCUAUUUCUUGUGGUGAUCCAGGCACCCCCCCCUUUGCCGUCCUCUCAGGCAGGAAGUUCACCUACGGUGCAGUAGUUAGUUACUCCUGCAGUCAGGGUCGAACCCUGGUGGGAAAUGCCACACUCCAUUGCCAGGAGGAUGGGCGCUGGAGUGGCUCACCACCCUACUGCUCAGGUGGCAGUGUGGGGUUUUGCGGUGACCCGGGUGUUCCACCACAUGGUUCACGCCUGGGAGAAGAGUUUCGUGUCCGAAGCCUCCUGCGCUUCACCUGUGAAGCGGGAUAUAUGUUGAGGGGCUCCUCAGAGCGUACCUGCCUGCAGAACAGUUCAUGGAGUGGCAACCAGCCUGUGUGUGAGGCUGUGUCCUGUGGGAAUCCUGGAACUCCAGCCUUUGCUAGGAUCGUGUUCAGUGACGGAAUGCACUUCUCCAGCUCGGUGUCGUACUCCUGCUGGGAGGGCUACAAGACCACAGGACUCACAACUCGCCACUGCACCACCAACGGCACGUGGACCGGCUCAGCUCCGGAUUGCACAGUUAUCAGCUGUGGAGAUCCUGGUCCCAUUGCCAGUGGAAUUUACAUGGGGAGUGAGUUCACCUUUAAUAAGACGGUCCGUUAUCGCUGUAACCCUGGUUACAUCAUGGAUCCUCCAGGGCGGGACACACUCUACUGCUCCAAAGACGGCACGUGGAAUCAGACCAAACCAAGCUGCAGAGUGAUCAUGUGUGGCCAGCCCCCGGCUAUCCGCAACGGGAAAGUGGAGGGCUCUGAUCUGCAGUGGGAUUCUAGCGUGGCCUACAGCUGUUUCAGUGGUUAUCAGUUAUCCUCUCCUGGAAUCGCUACAUGUGAGGGGAACGGAACGUGGCGCGGUGAAAUCCCUCAAUGUUUGCCGGUGUUAUGUGGGGACCCUGGAACUCCUGCAGAGGGCUACAGAGAAGGCAAGCAGUUUACCUACAUGUCUGAGGUAUCUUUCUACUGCCGCCCCACCUUCCUGCUAGUGGGCUCCUCCAGGAGAGUGUGUCAGGAGGACAGCUCAUGGAGCGGACUGCAGCCUUCCUGCAUCGAUCCAGCAUAUAAUGCAUGUAAGGAUCCAGGAACACCUGCGUAUGGAAUUCCACUGCAAGCUCAGGGAUUUAUGGUGGGAAGCAAGGUUUUCUUCAGAUGUAGAAAAAAUUAUCAUAUCCUCGGGUCUACCACCAGAACGUGCCUGGAAAAUCUGACUUGGAGUGGCAUGCAGCCGGAAUGUGUCGCUCACACGUGCCGACAGCCUGAGACGCCAUCUCAUGUGGAUGUGAGGGCCAUCGACCUGCCUACACUGGGCUACACCCUCAUGUACACAUGCCAAGAUGAAUUCUUUUUGGCCGGGGGAUCUGAGCACAGGACAUGCAAGCCAGAUGGACGGUGGUCGGGCAAACCACCUGUCUGCAAAGUUGGACCAAAAAUAAACACCAAGUCAAAGGGAGACCCAGACAUACAGAAAAACAAGAUUCGGGUGCCUGCAGACGUUUUCUCUUUUAACUCGGGCUGGACUGGUUUUUAUGAGUACCUUGGCAAGAGACAGACUGCUACAAUAACAGUGACUGCUUUCAACGCGUCGACGAGCAGAGUCAACGUCACGCUUUUAGAACAAAGCGGGGUGCAGAUCAAGCUUUCGGGGACUUACAAAAAAGAAGAAAAUCAUUUAUUACUCAAAGUCUACCAGAUACGAGGUCCAACAGAGCAGUACUUCAGUAAAUUCAAAAAUGACAACUGGGCAAUGGAUGGUUAUGUGACAGCUGAGUCUGAAAAGAAAAUGUUUGUUUACCAAGGUCACAUCCACAGCAAAGAUUUUGGCAAGUUUCAGCUGACAAGACAAGCUCUUGUCACUACAGAUAUGGAUCCUUCCAAUCCGUACUAUGGAACCAACAGCAGCUCGGUAGCAGCUGCCAUAUUGGUCCCGUUCUUCGCUCUCAUUCUGUCAGGGUUUGCCUUUUACCUCUACAAACACAGGGUACUAUCACAAGAGACAGAUGAGAAUGAGAGACCCAAAGACGUAAUCAGGGCCGGCUCCAGGACAAGACCAAAAGUCCAAUACAAUGGCUACGCAGGGCACGAGAACACUAACGGACAGGCAUCGUUUGAGAACCCCAUGUACGAUACGAACAUGAAGCCGACUGAGGCCAAAGCCGUGAGGUUUGAUACGACGCUCAACACAGUGUGCACAGUAGUAUAGCCCUCAUUAGCAGCUCCAGACACUGGGAACCACAUGCCAAUUUCUUCAUAACUGAACGCACUUUGGUAGGUAUGUGAACUCCUCGCUGUGAACACGCUCGGAACAAUUUCAAGCAUUGACAGCUUUUUUUAAGAACACAAAAGGAAAACAAUGGAAAUUCUCACAAAAAAAAAAAAAAAAAAUUCUUUUUUCUGGGAAACCAUGAUUGCGUGCUGUCUUUGACAUGGACAAGUUUCUCAGAGCAAUGAAUAGCACCACUAACAGCACACACAGGGUGGAAGGGGUGGUUGUUGUUUUUUUUUUUUGUUUGUUUGUUUGUUUUUUUUAUCCUCCUUUUUUCAUGUCUUUCUUCCCCCCCAACCAAUCAAACGAGCUCAUUUGGGAAGAUGAAGUGUCUUUUAAAUGCCACAGAAUUUCUUGCAAAGUGUAUUUUCUUCAGUGAAGACAAAAGACAAAUAUAACAGACACUGGACUAGUGUGGCCGAGUGUACGACACUGGACAUCUCCAAGAAAAAACAAGACGUAAAGCUACCACGCGCAGCCGGAAAACUCUCUCUUCGGGUUGUGGAUGGAACUGUCAACUGCCGUGUGGCUAUUAAAGGAAAAAAAAAAAAACUUUAUCGCACAAAUUUUGCACUAGUAUGAGAAGGAUGUGAAAUGGGUUCAUGGAAUAAACAUAAAAAAAAAACAAAAAAAAAAAACACAGGGUUACUGACAAUAUGUAUAUAAUCAUUGUAAUUCCAUAUCCAUAAACAGCAUGAUGUCAUGCUAUGUCUAUCAAGAGAGAGCUUGAUUCUAUUUUCUAAAUUAGAUCUGCAAAUAAAGUUAUGUUUAUGUUUACAUAAACCUAUCAGAAAGGUUAUGACACACUUUAGGCUUUGGAAUGAUUUUCUGAAAGCUUCACAUCUCAUUCCAUUCAUUUGUUUCCUCCAGAAAUGUGUUUAAUCAUUAUCUUUUCUUUUCUUUUUUUAUCUAACUGAAGUGAAAUUCUGGACAUAAAACAUUACUCUUUCACUGAAUAUUUAGCACAGUUGAUCCCAGAUUUUGUCCAGUUUGUCUCCCAACCUGAUGCAGGUUCAUAUCUAUACUUCACUAAUGCUCCAUUUUCUCGUUAUGUAACAUUACUUUCAUGGCUUGUCUUUUAUGCCAGGAUAAUGUACGUUAAAUGCCUUCAUGACCUUUUUCCAGUCAUAAUUUCACUCCUGCUUCAUCAUCUCUCCUCAUUAAUGUAUCCUGGUACCUCAACUUCUCCAAGAUCCUGACUCAAUGAAAGAUCAAAUGUACUCUUAAAGAAACACUGCCUUAUUAGAUUCAGAAGCAUGACGGGGCCAUGUUCACUCAUCCAUAUCCUCAUGUAGUUUAGGAGCAUAUAUGGCUUCAUGGGAGCAGAUUCACUGUGAUUUUAAUAGCUUCAGUUGCUGGGUUUUAUUAACCAUGCAUGUAAAUGCUUUUAGCGUUUUUGUUUUUUUUUCAAAACAUCCUUAUAAAACACAACCUUGAGCCUAAGUUGUUCCAUGUUUCCAAAAGUAUGUUGUCAUGUGCACUUGUGUGCUCGCCAACGACAUUUAAAAAUUUGUCAGAAAUCGAUUUUUUUAGGACUUGGGGAAAAAAAUCAAAAACUAUACUCUAUACUUGAGCACUUGUAACUUUCCAUACACUUUGGACUGUAAACCGCAAUUGUGUACCAUCACUAACUUAGCCUCAUAUGCACAGCACGAUAUUGCAGUAAACGUGCUUUUAGAGAUUAUAUAUUUUUUCCCCCCAUUAUAUGAUCCACAAGCUUCUGGAGGAAUUAGCUGUUUUCUUAAAACAUUUUUAAAGCUGUCAGACAGAUUGAGGCACAAGUGUUGGGUACAGCAGGUUGGACCGGUCAUAAAGUUAUUGCGCAUUAUAAUAGCACCUACUUUACCCCCCUUCUCACACUCUAUCAAACAUCACGCAGUCUGCCAAAUAUCCCACGUCAUGCCUAUCUUCAGGCUUGCUGCAAUAACGCUGACAGUUUUUUUCUCUCCCCCCCUCCACUACUGUAAAAUAAGCAAUUCACAGAGCUGUAAAACUGCAUUCAAGCCAACAAUCACACCAUUCAUACAUGUCAUUCUGCUGUCAUGUGCUGCUGACUUGAAGUAGGUGCAAAAGAAAAUGGUUUUGUACAGAAAUCUAUUUUUUAUGAGGAAUUUGUAAAAUGAUUAAAUAUGCUGUACUUUUUUUGAUUAAAUGUAGGUAAAAUUGUUAAAAUAAAUGUUUUUACUGUAUAAAAUGUAAAUUAAUGGUUUAUCUACCUGUAAGUAUAUAUCCAUGGUUGAAACAUUUUCCAGCAAAAAUGUCAGUAUGUACGAGCUUUUAUGACGCAUCUUGCUCGUAUGUGUUCUUUGACGUGAGAAAACCCUAGAGAACUGUACUACAGGUUGUUAAAUUACACAUAUUUUCAAAAAUAUUACUUCAGAUAAAUAUUAAAGUAUUUUAAAAUAUUCA